ACACCACUAUUGCAAUUUAUUUCCUUAGGUGCUGCUGCAGCGCGAGAGCUUAGCCUAAGACCUACAAAAUGUCCAUCCUUAAGGUCCACGCCCGUGAAAUCUUCGACUCUCGUGGGAACCCCACCGUUGAAGUAGACCUCUUCACUAACAAAGGUCUCUUCCGAGCUGCUGUUCCCAGCGGAGCCUCAACUGGUAUCUACGAAGCCCUGGAACUCCGGGACAAUGACAAAACUCGCUUCCUGGGGAAAGGUGUCUCAAAAGCUGUUGAGCACGUGAAUAAAACUAUUGCACCCGCCCUGGUUAACAAGAAUAUAAGUGUGGUGGAGCAGGAAAAAAUCGACAAGCUGAUGAUUGACAUGGAUGGAUCUGAGAACAAGUCUAAAUUUGGUGCGAACGCAAUCCUGGGUGUCUCCCUUGCGGUGUGCAAGGCUGGUGCGGCGGAGAAGGACGUGCCUCUGUAUCGCCACAUUGCUGACCUGGCCGGGAACAAAGAAGUUGUUUUGCCAGUGCCUGCUUUCAACGUGAUCAACGGUGGUUCUCACGCUGGGAACAAGCUGGCUAUGCAGGAGUUUAUGAUCCUUCCCGUCGGCGCAGAGAGCUUCAAGGAAGCCAUGCGCAUCGGGGCGGAGGUGUACCACAACCUGAAGAACGUCAUCAAGGAGAAGUACGGCAAGGAUGCCACCAACGUGGGCGACGAAGGCGGAUUUGCCCCCAACAUCCUGGAGAACAAGGAAGCUCUGGAGCUGUUGAAGAAUGCCAUCAGCAAGGCCGGCUACACGGAUAAGAUCGUCAUCGGAAUGGACGUGGCGGCUUCUGAAUUUUACCGCGAUGGGAAGUAUGACCUGGACUUCAAAUCCCCAGACGAUCCUAGCCGAUACAUCUCUCCUGACAAGCUGGCUGACCUGUACAAGAGCUUUGUCAAAAAUUACCCAGUGGUUUCCAUCGAAGAUCCCUUUGACCAGGAUGACUGGCCCGCCUGGAAGAAGUUCACGGCCGAGGCGGGGAUCCAGGUGGUGGGGGACGACUUGACGGUGACCAACCCCAAACGCAUCAGCAAAGCGGUGCAGGAAAAGUCCUGCAACUGCCUCCUCCUCAAAGUGAACCAGAUCGGAUCGGUCACCGAGUCGCUGCAGGCCUGCAAGCUGGCCCAGUCCAACGGCUGGGGGGUGAUGGUGAGCCAUCGCUCCGGAGAGACGGAAGACACCUUCAUUGCGGAUUUGGUGGUGGGCCUCUGCACCGGACAGAUUAAGACCGGUGCUCCUUGCCGAUCCGAACGUCUCGCUAAAUACAACCAGAUUCUAAGAAUUGAAGAAGAGCUGGGAAGCAAGGCUCGUUUUGCCGGCCGGAAUUUCAGGAACCCCCGAAUCAAUUAAAAAAAGGAAGCUGUUGAUGAGGCUCAUUAGAGGAAUACAUUUAGUCCCCCUCUCCCCCUUAGCGCCUGCAUCGUCGUAGCAAAGAAGGGCAGCUGAUGGAAACGGUUCGAUGUUUUCAAGUCCUCCAUCUUGUAAUUCUCUUCCCCUCCCCUCAUGCCUCCCUUCUCUCCAGCUGAGGCUUUCAAGAAAUGUGUGGGUGCUGGGGGGGGGGGCUUCAAGGCAGGAUGGUUCGCUCGUCUUCUCAUCGCUGGAUCUUGGAGGGGAGCCCUCUCCAAAUUAUACUGUAAAGCAUUUUUUUUUUUGCUGCCUUUGCUUGAGAUGCCAGAGUUUUUUUUCCCCUCUCUCUCACUCUGCUGCUCCCCUCCUAUCCUUAAUUUCUCCCUCACCUCCUCUUUAGUGUAUGAAAAAGAUUUGCAGGGCAUCUGAGCUAUCUGUUCACACACACACAAAACCCCCCCAGAAAUUCUCUUGUGAGGCAAAUAAAACACAGAAACGCUGG
Messenger RNA from Protobothrops mucrosquamatus (brown spotted pit viper), 1872 nucleotides. It is a transcript of the gene ENO1, whose product is annotated as enolase 1. Gene Ontology annotation, cellular component: phosphopyruvate hydratase complex. Gene Ontology annotation, biological process: glycolytic process. Gene Ontology annotation, molecular function: magnesium ion binding; phosphopyruvate hydratase activity. Bases 69 to 1373 code for a protein of 434 amino acids. The transcript has 12 exons. NCBI's taxonomy places the organism in Eukaryota, Metazoa, Chordata, Lepidosauria, Squamata, Viperidae. The record is from RefSeq and is a predicted model, not a curated record.